Camponotus floridanus (Florida carpenter ant) is the source of this 2293-nucleotide messenger RNA. Its product is annotated as G-protein coupled receptor Mth2-like. Gene Ontology annotation, cellular component: membrane. Bases 223 to 2154 code for a protein of 643 amino acids. Lineage: Eukaryota; Metazoa; Arthropoda; Insecta; Hymenoptera; Formicidae. The record is from RefSeq and is a predicted model, not a curated record. The transcript is spliced from 6 exons. Gene Ontology annotation, biological process: G protein-coupled receptor signaling pathway; cell surface receptor signaling pathway. Gene Ontology annotation, molecular function: G protein-coupled receptor activity.
UAUGUAAUAGUUAUAUGUAUGUGUACAACAGUAGAUAGAAUGUUCUUCUACUACUCGUACGACUUGUCGUCCUCGGUUAGUCUCAUCUUCUCGUUUGUGCGGGCACAUAUUUUUUGCAUUCUUCUUUCAUUCAUCUCGAAAAGAGAAGUCAAAACCGGAUGUAGUAUUAAUUUUCUUGAACCUAGUGAGAUAAAAAUUGAUCGUGUGUAAAUUCGAUCCAAAAUGAUAAUAUUAACAAUGUGUGAAAAAAAUUUCAAGAAAUUUUGGUGUUAUGCGUUUUUUCUACUCAUCGCUUCGUUAUCGAAAUCUGAGCAAAGUUUCAUGAGCAACGAAGAGAAAAAUGAUAAUAUAACGAUACGAUAUGAGUUAGACUCUACAACAAACUAUGGCGACAAAAUAACAACUCUGUCUUAUGAUUUGUAUGAAAAAUCUACUAACAAUACGCAGUACGACAAUAUGCAGAAUGAAUUUCACACCAUUUCCAUGAGUAAUAAUGAUGACACGAUACGAUAUAAACUUAGCACACCUUCUACACAGAAUCAUAUGAGUGAUAAACAAAUACCGAUGGGAUCUCAAACGAAUUCAACAAAUGCCAACUAUAAAAGAAAUUUUACAUUAAAGGAAAUUUAUGGAAAUUUGAUGAAUAUUGAAGACAACAACAAUUCUACGUCACACGAAUUCUUUGAAAAUUCCAAUAAAGAAAGCAAUAUAAGUAACAUCGUUUCAUAUGAAACAUGUCAACUUGACAAUAUUACUUGCAUUCAACUCUGUUGUUCUCCUGGCGAUCGCCUAGAUGGCGACAUAGAUAGAUGCAUCCCGGAAAAAAUUAAAUAUUUUCUUCCGAAUGUAUACAAAUACACGAAUGAUUCGUUGCAGAGCGAAAAUAAAACGGUAGAUGAAUUGUUUCAACUGACUAUUUAUGAUCCAUGUCAGGAAAAUCGCACCCUGCUUCCCGAUGGUUUUCAAUACAUGUUUUUUGCUAACGGUUCUCUCUAUAUAUCUUCUUAUAAAAUAUUUGCUAAGUCGACAUCAUAUUGUCUCGCCAUUACAGAGGGAGAUAAAUUCGAAGUAAUUAUCUGCUCGGAAACUCUUGACGAGAUCCUUAAGAAAGUAGCUGAUAAUGAUGAUAAUUACUCGUUGAUUCAAAACAUAUAUAUGAGCUUCCAUAUUGUAUCUAUAAUAUUUUUGAUAUCAAUAUUUCUAGUGUAUUCCAUAUUGUCAGAUCUCCGGAACAUACACGCUUUCAUGUUGCGCAGUUAUAGCGGUACCUUGUCCGUCGCAUACACAAUCGACAUUGCAAAUAUUUAUAUUAAAUCGGAUGCUGUAGAGUAUCCCAUCUGUGUUACAAUAGCUUCCUUCCAAUACUUUUGGUUUUUAGCAAGCUUUUUCUGGCUAAAUAUAAUGAGUUUCGACAUGUGGUGGACAUUUAGAGGAUUUUCUUCGUUACAAAGAAACGUCAAAAAUCGAGAAAAAAAAAAGUUAAUUCUUUAUGCGAUCUGUGCGUGGGGUAUACCUUUUAUCCUCGCUAUUAUUUCUAUCAUUAUGGAUUUUGCUUCCGAAAAUUUGCCGGAAAUUUUGCGACCGGGAUUUCGCGAAGGUGAUUGCUCGUUCGCUGAUACUGGAACGUUUAUAUUGUAUUUUUACGGAAUCAAAAGUAUCUGUAUCAUUAGUAGCAUUUGCUUUUCCAUUUCUACGGCAGUGAAGAUCGCGCGUUACGAAAAGGAAACAGGCCUUCGUUUGACAGAUUCAGAAAGCAAGCAAUAUAAUGACAAUAAGAAAUGGUUCAAUUUGUAUCUGAAGCUAUUUAUCAUGCUGUUUAUAGUAAUUGGCAUAAAAUGGUCCCUGAUGACAGCAACAUGGUUGUCUGGAAAUUUAUCAAUUUACACUUCAUAUGCUAUUAAUUUGAUGGACAUUGUACAAAAUUUCUGCACAUUUAUCAUAUUUGUGUGCAAAAAAAAGAUCAAACGGAUGUUACUGAAGCGAUUCGGAUGCAGUGGAUUUAUUACAAAAGCUCAAUCCACAACGAAUACAAUAUCGUCAAGUGCUUCAACGCAUACUAUUACAUUAGGAGAGAUGUCUAUGCAGGAAAAGAUAAAUUCUUGCGGACAAAGGAAUCAUCACGUGAAAAAUUUAACCGAUGGAACUGAUCUCUAAUGUUGCAAUUCUAAUGGGCAAAAUAAAGUUUUAUAACAGAUCAGGAGUCAACAGUUCAUCAGCAAUUAUAAUCUCAUAAUUUUCAAAACGAAAAUUAAUUUUACAAUCUUAAACACUGAUCUUUUUCUUUUAAUCUUGA